Messenger RNA from Sycon ciliatum, 3346 nucleotides. Its product is annotated as protein unc-13 homolog D-like. The coding region runs from base 1 to 1878 and encodes 625 amino acids. Lineage: Eukaryota; Metazoa; Porifera; Calcarea; Leucosolenida; Sycettidae. The record is from RefSeq and is a predicted model, not a curated record. The transcript has 22 exons. Gene Ontology annotation, cellular component: secretory vesicle.
AUGCUGUCGGGCAUCUGCUACUUCUCUGAUGUGUUCAAGACGCUGGACUCACGGAUGUGCAGUAAUGUUGAGUCUACCCUCCAACUGCUGAUGGAAGACCUGAAGACGUGGUCGUCAGCGGGUGAUGCUGGUAUAGAGCUCUGCUCAACCAUGUUCAAACUCUUCGUGACCGUUCGACAGCUGCUCAAGUACUUCAACAUGCUCGAGGAGAAAGACAGAGCAACAAUGGAGCUGCAGCACUACGCGGAGUGGUUUCAGCCAGUGGUCGUGGUGUGGUUUGAAGUGGCAGAGUACAAAGCACUUCAGAUGGUGGACAAGGCGGUGAACCUUGACAAGGCUGUGAAAGUAGCCAGGGGUCUUAAGUACAGCACAAGUGCAGUCGAUAUUGGCAACACAGUGGCACAGAUGGUGAAAUUCUGGAAGCAGCUGGACUGGCCAGAAGCCAAACAUCGCUUUGCAUAUGUUGUCUUGGUCCUGAAUAGUGUUCACAAUGUGGUGAACAAGUAUGCCGAGCACGUCAUCAAGAAGCUGGAGAAGGUCAGCUUCUACGACGCGGAGGGUCAGUUCGACGUGUCGGAAGAGUUGUGUGUUGUUCAGAACAGUCUCGAUCACGUAGCCGAGUGCAUGGACCGAGUACCAGCUGAUCUGGAGUGGGACAAAGUGGCUGAUGAUUAUGAAGGUUAUGAGAGAGGAAGUCGAGACAAGGCCCACAAGAUGUGUGAACAGAUGGUGAGCAGCUUCCAUGAUGACAUGAACAACAAGCGCUCUAAGAUCGUGGAGCGUAUCACGGAUCGGAUGGGCAAGGAUAUUGUGUCGCACAUGACUCAUUAUGUGACGGAGAUUUCGGACGGAAAGGACCGUGUUCAGGCCAUCAACGCCCUGAUGAUGUACCUGGACACGAAUCUGCAGACUAUGUACACUGAGCUGUAUGAAUCAACGUUUGUGAUUGCCGUGUUCUACCUGUGGGAAUGCGUCCUCAACACCGUCAAGACCACGCUUCUUGCUGACUCAGAGUUCAUCCGUGAACAGCGCAAGGUCCACGGUGUGGGCUAUUACCAGAGUGUCAAGUACCUAUUUGAUGUGGUGGCCGGCUUCUUUGAAAGUGAUACGCUUGGCAUGGACCGCACGAGACUCAAGACAGACCUCUACAAGGAAUUGUAUUCCAAGAUCAACUCGAGCAGUCAGGACAGUACCAUGUUGAUGCGCGAGUACUGCCAAUCACUAUACGCGUCACAGCUCUCAGUUGAUCUCGAAGAGGUGUGUUCAUUCGGCACUGUCAGCAUCUCAAUAGCCUACGACUUUGCGGACACGGAUCUGGCUGUUACGAUUCUUCAUGCGAAGGGAUUGCCGCCAUUGGAUGCAGGAUCAGUGUUCUCUCAUGGCAAGUGCGAUCCCUUCUUUGUGCUGACCCUGGAGCCGCAGGAGCUAUUCCCUGCCAUCGUCGAGCAGAAAACAAAGGUGCAGACGGAAACAGUGACGCCGCUUUACGACGAGACGUUCCAUUUCCAAGUUUCCUCUGAGCUACAGAAGACGGCCGGGUGUUGUCUACAACUUCACUGUUAUGAACGUGACCGCUUGAAAGGCAACCAGCUGAUUGGCGAGGCCAUUGUUCCAAUCCUGCUGUCGGAGUUGGGCUGCACGAAGAGUGUGCGCGGCAAGACGCACGUUCUGCCGCUGUGCCACCCGCAGCUGUACCACGAUGGUGCAUUCAAUGUCCUGUGCACACGAGAGGAGUUCUGCAACGACGCCGCGAGCUUUCUAAAACGACGCCGCAAGGUGUUCCAGUCUGCCAGCGAAACGUUCGCAAUCCUGGAGAAGCGCUCCAAGAAGAAAGGCUUGAUGCGGACUUGCUCGGCUGUGCUGCAGAGCCACGAAUGAAUAGUGGUGCUGGUCGCCAGAUCCCCUCACCUGCCCGACCCGUUCCCCAAGAACACGAUAUAGCAGCACUGCGCGGUGCAACGCUGUUGAACUCGUAAUUCUCCCCAAAGUUGAUUGAUCACGCUCGUCUUUUCAGUGUGUGUGUGUGUGUGUGUGUGUGUGUGUGUGCGUGUGCGUGCGUACACGCGUGUGCAUGAGCAUGUGUGUGUUUUUAUUACGUUAUCUCCGUUUUGAAACAUUUUUAUUGACUACUUGUUGUACAUCGGUUUUACAAAAUUAAUUAUGAUUAAACGGUGGGAUAUUUGCGCCGCUAGAUAUUUCCUAAAACGGUCUCUCCUACAUUGCAUGUACAUGUACAAAAAUGCAUCGCCGAAGUUUGCUUGGCUUAUUGUAUGUAUGCGCCUGGCUCACUAUGUUUGUUCUAGAGUUGAAGGGCACUAUCUGCUAUACUCCUUUGGAGUUGGUAUACGUCUGAUGCAAAUGCUAACCCCCCCCCCCCCCCCUGGUUCUCUUAAUGCAUGCGCUGCUUUUGCCACUGUUACAUAUCGUUCUUCGCUGAAUCAAUCUCUCACUUCGCUAGCCGGAGCUGCUCCAUGUGCGUCCUUUAUUUUGCUUGUAUUUUUUUUAAACCGUGCCACUCCUCAGUUUGCUUUCUCCCCGCAAAUUGUUUAUGAAUAGCAAACGUCGCCCAUCACCUAUUGUAGUGUCUAUUUUCAGUAUUUUCAAAGAUUUUUUUCACGCAAAUCAGUUUCUAUAAUAAUAUCCUGUAGCAGCGGACUAGCGGUAAGACGGAACACGUUGUUUUUGAGACUUUUGACUAUGUACACUAGUAUAUGCUAAGCCGCCCGAGCUGAGCCGCUCUCGCUCAUCUCCUCCGGCAUCAGAAUCCGCUGGCAUGAUCUUUCGCUCGGACAUGCUUCCGGAGCUGCUGCUGACACCUAUUCUUACCAUUGAUCAUGAGCGUGAGUCCCGACUAUGGGCUCUUGUUGAUAAUAUCAUUAUAGAUGUGUACAUGACUGUACAAUGUAUGGACUAGCGGUAAGACGGAACACGUUGUUUUUGAGACUUUUGACUAUGUACACUAGUAUAUGCUAAGCCGCCCGAGCUGAGCCGCUCUCGCUCAUCUCCUCCGGCAUCAGAAUCCGCUGGCAUGAUCUUUCGCUCGGACAUGCUUCCGGAGCUGCUGCUGACACCUAUUCUUACCAUUGAUCAUGAGCGUGAGUCCCGACUAUGGGCUCUUGUUGAUAAUAUCAUUAUAGAUGUGUACAUGACUGUACAAUGUAUGUGUUCAUGUACAAAUUCUGAUAGCUCCAUGCCAUGGCUCUUCCCUGUCAGUCCUGGCAGGUACAUGUAGAUAAUUAUUAUUAUUAUCGAUUCGGGGCAUUCUGCCCCGGGACCGGGUAAAUUUUUUGCCCGUGUGAGAUGUAUAUUCUGAUGCCUAAUACAGAAUUACUUUGCUCUGUCUGAA